UCCACCAUGGGCCUUACCCGCCGAAUCCCACCACAGCGAAAAUGAUGAUCGGCGAGUCCCGCCACCACCCCCUCCACCCCACGACGGUGUGCAUCCCUCCUCCGCUGUGGCCGUCCCUCGACGAUCCCGCCGACGAGAUCUCCCCCGCCUUCGACGCGGACCACCUCGCCGCCGCCGCCGCCGCUUCUAGUCCGUACGCUCUGCAGGACAUCAUCGCGGCGCUGCGCCGCCACCAGUCCGACCCGGACUCCGACGGCCCCGACUCGCCGGUGGACCUCUACACGUCCGACCACUUCCGCAUGUACGAGUUCAAGGUCCGGCGGUGCGCGCGCGGCAAGUCCCACGACUGGACGGAGUGCCCCUACGCCCACCCGGGCGAGAAGGCGCGGCGGCGCGACCCGCGGCGCCACGGGUACUCCGGCGCGGCCUGCCCCGACUUCCGGAGCGGGCAUUGCCCCAUGGGGGACGCCUGCGAGCUCGCCCACGGCGUCUUCGAGUGCUGGCUCCACCCCUCGCGGUACCGGACGCAGCCCUGCAAGGACGGGCUCAACUGCUCCCGGCGCGUCUGCUUCUUCGCCCACACGCCCGAGCAGCUCCGCGUCGUGCCGGGGCAGCAGCAGAGCCCGCGGAGCGUCGAGUCGCUGUCCUCGUCCCCGCCGGUGUCGCCGAUGUCGCUGUCGCUGUCCCGGUCGCCGUUCCGGGCGGACCCGAUGGGCGAGAUGGUCGCCUCCCUCAGGAACCUGCAGCUCGACAAAGUGAAGUCCAUGCCUUGCGGCGGGUCCACCUCCGGGUCGCCGAGGGCCUCCAGGAUCCGACCGGGGUUCUACAGCAUGCCCACGACGCCGACACAGUCCACCCCGACGGCGCGCGGGCUGGGGUGCCUGGAUUCCUGGGAGAGCCCUUACGAGGAAGAGCCGGCGAUGGAGAGGGUGGAAUCCGGCAGGGGCCUGAGGGUGAAGAUGUUUGAGAAGCUGAGCAAGGAGAGCUCGUUGGACACGGCACGACCUGAAUCCGAUCCUGACGUCUGGUGGGUAUCGGACCUGGUCAAGUAAAAGCGAUAUCUUGUCUGCGUCUUCCCUCUCUUCCGCUGUGAAUAGCAUCUGAAAGGGGAGUAGAGGGAUGAGAACCGGGUAGAAAUGCUAAUGAUUUCAGACUGAAGUUACUGUACAUAUAUGGUGUAACUGACGGACGGCAUGAUGAAGCGAACUUGGCAAGAUGGUUCCGAUUCCAGAGGAGGAAGACGAUCGGCAACGUUUCGAGUCGAUGAAGAGCUGAUUCCGAAUCGCAGAGGAAGUCUUGAUUUACAGGUCUUCAUUCCUCGUUUCGUUCUCGACUGUUCUUGUUCUCCUUGGAUCCGACCGAAGGAGGAGGUCGCAGGAGCCAUGGUUGAUGGUCGUGUCUUGAUGCAGGGUGAUGUGGAAGGAGGUUUUUGUUCUUAGUAUUCAUCGCCGUCCGGUAUCGCGACGCUCAAAAGAACUGUCCGAGGUUUUCAGAUUCCUUUGCUGAUUCUGGGUAAUCUAUGUAUAUUUUGUCUGGCAGAAGGAGGAUUAUGGUAUUGAUCUAUUAAAAUCCUCUCUUGCUUGUUCUUUUGUCCUUUUUAUUUGUCUUAACCUAAACUCAUCCAAGCUUUUUUUAAAGUUCAUAAAAGUGUGUCGUCACAUGAUUUCCAUGUAUGGGAGUUCAUGUCUGUAAGAUAAAAGAUCUUUAUUUUUAUAUUGUCGAUUUUAGCCAAGAGUGGAUUUCAAUGAUAGUGGAAUCCAAUUUCAAUCG
Molecule: messenger RNA, 1770 nt
Organism: Eucalyptus grandis
Lineage: Eukaryota; Viridiplantae; Streptophyta; Magnoliopsida; Myrtales; Myrtaceae
Product: zinc finger CCCH domain-containing protein 20
Exons: 1
Coding region: 42-1052 (336 amino acids)
Molecular function (GO): metal ion binding
Source: RefSeq, a predicted model, not a curated record